Messenger RNA from Helobdella robusta, 609 nucleotides. RefSeq lists its product as hypothetical. Lineage: Eukaryota; Metazoa; Annelida; Clitellata; Rhynchobdellida; Glossiphoniidae. The record is from RefSeq and is a predicted model, not a curated record. The transcript is spliced from 2 exons. Bases 1 to 609 code for a protein of 202 amino acids.
AUGAGGGAAUAUCUUCUAACGAAAAAACCAUACCAGAAACGGUUAGAGUCACCAAUUAGUAUAUCGGCAAAUCCACCUACGGAUGAUGUCGACAGCGACGCACGUGAUAUCGGGACCGCAGAUAAAAACUGCGAAGCACGUGGUAUUUGUGAUGCACGUGAUAUCAGCGAAGCACGUGGUAUUUGUGAUGCGCGUGAUAUCAGCGAAGCACGUGUAAACUGUGAUAUACGUGGUGUCUGCGAAGCACGUGACAACGGCGAAGCACGUGACAACCAUGAUGCACGUGCUGACGUACAGAAAGUUUGGCGGGCAACACGAAGAAAUAUUCCCAAGGGUGAAGGUCAAAGUUGUCAACAGGAACAUAAAGGAAUUGAAAUACCGAAACAGGAGCAUACAGACGAGAUUAAAGAACAGGAAGAUAAGAAUGACAUAAGAGUGAAGCAGAUGCUCAAAGAGUGCCAAGUAAAGACGGAAGAAAAGGAGCAACAGCCCCAAGGUAAUUUCACCAUAUUGUUAGCAAAGUUCAAAAAUAAAAGUCGAGUUGAACUGAAAGAACUGCGAGAUGAAAUUGAAGAACCAAAAAACGACUCAAAAUUAAAGGAUGAGUAG